Columba livia (rock pigeon) is the source of this 2833-nucleotide messenger RNA. RefSeq names its product solute carrier family 20 member 1 (gene SLC20A1). Bases 335 to 2329 code for a protein of 664 amino acids. The transcript is spliced from 11 exons. Gene Ontology annotation, cellular component: membrane. Gene Ontology annotation, biological process: phosphate ion transmembrane transport. Gene Ontology annotation, molecular function: phosphate transmembrane transporter activity. The record is from RefSeq and is a predicted model, not a curated record. NCBI's taxonomy places the organism in Eukaryota, Metazoa, Chordata, Aves, Columbiformes, Columbidae.
GCGGCGGGCGGUGUUAAAGCGCGGAGGCGGCGGGCGGCGGCGGCAGUUGGAGGCGGCGGGGAGCGGAGCGGGCCCGGGGUGGAGCGGGGCGGAACGGAACGGAACGGAACGGAACGGAACGGAACGGGUUUUCCCGGCGAGCGCAGCGCGGCCCGGCCCUGUCGGAUGAAGAGCGGCCUAGGCCAUGGCGCGACAUGCGGCCCCCGGUCCCUGCCCUCGGCGGGCCUUUAGGACGGCACAGCUCCCCCGUGCCCUAUAGCGACACCCCCCCGUCCCUUAUUUAAUUAACUUCAUCCCUAAUUUAUUGACGCCCCGCCCCACCAACCCCAACAUCAUGGACCCGACCCCCGCGGUGCCCCCCGUCGCCAUGGCGGGCUUCCUCUGGAUGCUCAUCCUGGGCUUCAUCAUCGCCUUCGUCCUGGCCUUCUCCGUGGGCGCCAACGACGUGGCCAACUCCUUCGGCACGGCCGUGGGCUCGGGGGUGGUGACCCUGCGCCAGGCCUGCGUGCUGGCCAGCAUCUUCGAGACCAUGGGCUCCGUCCUCCUGGGCGCCAAAGUCAGCGAGACCAUCCGCAAGGGGCUGAUCGACGUGGAGAUGUACAACUCCACACAGGAGCUGCUGAUGGCCGGUUCGAUCAGCGCCAUGUUUGGCUCUGCUGUGUGGCAGCUGGUGGCUUCGUUCUUGAAGCUCCCUAUUUCUGGUACCCACUGCAUCGUCGGGGCGACCAUCGGCUUUUCGCUGGUGGCCCAAGGGCAAGAAGGCGUCAAGUGGUCUGAGCUGCUGAAGAUCGUGUUGUCCUGGUUCAUCUCGCCCCUCCUUUCGGGCAUCAUGUCUGCGAUCCUGUUCUUCCUCGUCCGGAGGUUCAUCCUCUCUAAGGCGGAUCCCGUUCCCAACGGCCUGCGAGCUCUGCCCGUCUUCUACGCCUGCACCGUGGGCAUCAACCUCUUCUCCAUCAUGUACACCGGAGCGCCCCUGCUGGGCUUUGACAAACUUCCUCUGUGGGGUAUCCUCCUCAUUUCGGCGGGGAGUGCUGUUGUCUGUGCUCUUGUCGUCUGGUUCUUUGUGUGUCCGCGGAUGAAGAAGAAGAUCGAACGAGAAAUCAAAUCCAGUCCUUCGGAAAGCCCCUUGAUGGAGAAGAACGUCAGCCCCAAGGAGGAGCACGAGGAGCCCAAGGUGGCCCUGGGUGAUGCCAAGAGCCCUGUUGGGGACGUGGGGCCGGUUGCGCCCCAGCACCGGGCGGCGGUGGAGGAGAGGACAGUGUCCUUCAACCUGGGGGAUCUGGAGGAGACCCCGGAGCAGGAGACGGUCCCCAGCCUUGACCUGAAGGAAACCAGCAUUGACAGCGGAGCUGUGCGGUUGCCCAACGGCAACCUGGUCCAGUUCAACCAGUCCCUGGGCCACCAGCUGAGCUCCAGCGGGCAGUACCAGUACCACACAGUGCACAAGGACUCCGGUCUCUACAAGGAGCUGCUGCACAAGCUGCACUUGGCCAAGAUGGGGGACUGCAUGGGGGACUCUGGGGACAAACCCCUGCGGCGGAACAACAGCUACACCUCCUACACCAUGGCCAUCUGCGGCAUGCCCCUGGACUCCCUGCGCCCCCGGGACGCCGAGGAGGCGGAGAAGCUGAGCUGGCCCGUGGCGGACACCAAGAAGAGGGUCCGCAUGGACAGUUACACCAGCUACUGCAACGCGGUGGCAGACGCCCACCCGGCCGCUGACGUGGAUCUGAACACGGCGCAGGUGGAGAUGGGCGUCAGCGACCGCAAGGGCAGCAGCGGCUCCCUGGAAGAGUGGCAGGACCAGGACAAAGCCGAGGUGUCCCUGCUCUUCCAGUUCCUGCAGAUCCUCACCGCCUGCUUCGGCUCCUUCGCUCACGGCGGCAACGAUGUCAGCAACGCCAUCGGGCCCCUGGUCGCCCUCUACCUCGUCUACCAGACGGGUGAUGUGGCCACCAAGGUGGCAACUCCCAUCUGGCUGUUGCUCUACGGAGGUGUGGGGAUUUGCACCGGCUUGUGGGUCUGGGGACGGAGAGUCAUCCAGACCAUGGGGAAGGACCUGACUCCCAUCACACCGUCCAGCGGCUUCAGCAUCGAGCUGUCGUCUGCGCUGACGGUGGUGAUCGCCUCCAACGUCGGGCUCCCCAUCAGCACCACCCACUGCAAGGUGGGCUCGGUGGUCUCGGUGGGCUGGCUGCGCUCCAGGAAGGCCGUGGACUGGCGCCUCUUCCGCAACAUCUUCAUGGCCUGGUUCGUCACCGUGCCCAUCUCGGGGCUCAUCAGCGCCGCCAUCAUGGCCGUCUUCAAGUUCGCCGUGCCGAGGGUGUGAGGACACCGGGCUCCCGCUUCCCACUGCCCCCGCCCAGCCGGGGGCUCGUCCCACAGCGGGAUGGGGCUGCCGUCAUCUCUGGGGCUUCCUCAGUUCUGCAUAGUGUUGUCACUGAAGUAUCUUUUUAUUUUAAUAUAAAUGUCUUGGCGCUCAGUUUCUAGAGGGGGGGGGGACAGCGCUGAGGCUCUACCCCCCCCCUGGGGUGACCCCCUUGCUGCGCUGUAGCUGUAGAUUAGCAGUUAUGGGUGGCCACUCUUAUUUUUAAUGACUUAAUUAAGACCCCCGGCAGUGAUCCCUCCUUGGGUAAGGACUGGGGCUGGUCCUUGCCCCUUCCGGGGGGCCUGUGGGGUGUUCCCCCCAUCACGGGCUGUGCUGCGUUCGGCUUUGCCUCCAUCGCUGCCCAACCAUCCCGGGGGGGGGUUUCUGGGGGGCAGCCCCCAGCCCCCCCCUCACUGCUGCUACCUCGGACUCAAUAAUAAUAAUAAAGAUUUCCUUCGUACGCCA